AUGGUUAAUACUACAUCAACUUCAAGAAGACGAGAAGAAGAAGAAAAUAGUCCUACCAAAUCAAGUGUUUCUUCUGAUAUGUCACAUAAUUCAUUUGAUGAUGAUGAUGGACUAGAAGAUGUGGAAGAAAUAAACACUAAUCAAGUGGAAGAGUAUCAAAUUCGUCCAAUACAAUCUCAACAAUCCACUUCCUCCAGACUUUCACGAACAAGAACUAAUCAUUCCGAACUUUCACGUAUUAUUAGUGGGAUUAAAGAUGACCAACAACUUGAUGAACAAAAUAGAAACAACUACAAACAUACAGGUGAUGCUGAAUAUAUAUUAGCUAAUGAAAUUGAUCGAGUAGCGACCAAUAUUAUUGAUUCUCGUCAACAUUCAACUACAGAUUUAGAACUGCAACGACGUCAUUUACAUUUACAAGAGAUAAAUGGAUCAUCAAGAGGUCCACGAUUCAGUGGAUCACCUGACGACUUAUCAAUAAAUGACGAAGAAGAAGAAGAAAAUGAAAAAAAGGGAGAAUUAUUACAGGAAUCGGGUCAUAAACCAGAUGGUGGGAUGGCUUGGUUAAUGGCUAUUUGUGCCAUGAUGGCAAUGUUUUCUACUUGGGGUGCAAAUGCCGGUUAUGGGGUAUUUUUGAAUUAUUAUCUUGAUAGUAAUACAUUCCCAGAAGCUACUAAAUAUGAUUUCGCCUUGAUUGGUGGGAUUGUGGUGUUUAUGGCUAAUAUUUUAUCACCAUUAAGUGCUUUAUUAUAUAAAAUGUUGGGAUUUCGAUUUGUUUGUUGUAUUGGAAUUAUUUUUCAAACUCUUGGUUGGAUAUGUGCUUCAUUUGCUAAACGGAUUUGGCAUUUAUAUUUGACUCAAGGUGUUUUAGUAGGGAUUUCAUUCCUGUUGAUUUUUAUACCAGCAACAUUGGUAUUACCUACUUGGUUUGAAAAGAAAAAGGCAACAUCAAUGGGUAUUUGUGUUUCUGGUGCUGGGUUAGGUGGGUUGAUUUUUUCAUUAAGUGUUAAUAAAGUCAUUCAAGAGACUGGAAAUCAAAGAUGGGCUUUAAGAAUGGUGGGGUUUGUUACGUUAUUUUCUGCAUUACUUAGUGCAUUAAUUAUGAAACCUCGAAAUUUCACCCAACCUCCACUUAAAGAAAGUUUGAGUAAAACGUUUAUUAUAGAAAGUGUCAAAGCUAUCUUUGAUGUUCGUGUUUUCAAAAAUCGUGGUAUAAUUUUAAUAGCUCUUUGGUUUUCAAUUGCACUUAUUGGAUAUACCUUGAUGUUGUUUAGUAUGUCAUCAUAUGCUUCUUCAGUGGGUCUUUCACAUUCCCAAGGAUCAAUAUUAACUUCAGUAAUGAAUGCUGCUCAAAUCGUAGGACGUCCUAGUAUGGGUAUUACUGCUGAUAGAAUAGGACGGGCAAAUUUUACUGCCAGUGCAUGCUUAUUGAUUACUAUAUUACUUUUUGCCUUUUGGAUUAAUGCGACAACAUUUGGUUCAUUGAUUGCAUUUGCAGUUAUUAUUGGAUUGGUUAUUGGUGUGGGGUCUUCUUUAGCUCAACCAUUGGCUGCUGAUGUUUUAGACCCUCACAUGGAACAAAUGCCAGCAGCAUGGUCAGGUAUUAAUAUUACCGUGUCAUUCUUUUGUCUUGUUUCAGAAGUUAUAGCCCUUGCAUUGGUUAUUCCUGGGGCUAAAAGACCUUACUUGCACACACAGAUAUUUGCUGGCUCUUGCUUUUUUGCUUGUUUCUUGUUAAUGAUAUUGAUUCGAGAGUUUUUAAUUAAAAAACAGUUAACUAGCAGAUUGGAAUUCACAAAGAAUAAAUUACAUAAGGUGGCUGGAACUACAAAGAGUGGUUAUUUGAGGUGUCAAGACGAUGAACAACAAGCCAAGAAAGAUAGUGAAGACACUAACAAAGAAGAGGAAGAAGAAGAAGAAUCAAUUUUAAUAGAACGAGUAGAAAGAUAUGAGCAAUUGUUAAACAACACUUUUACUGGGUUUUUCAUUCGUGCUUUAUAUCCCAUCAAAGUUUAA
This is a messenger RNA of Candida albicans SC5314, 2016 nucleotides long. RefSeq lists its product as uncharacterized. Gene Ontology annotation, biological process: transmembrane transport. The record is from RefSeq and is a predicted model, not a curated record. NCBI's taxonomy places the organism in Eukaryota, Fungi, Ascomycota, Pichiomycetes, Serinales, Debaryomycetaceae. Gene Ontology annotation, molecular function: transmembrane transporter activity. Bases 1 to 2016 code for a protein of 671 amino acids. The transcript has a single exon.